AGGCUGGCGUGUUUUGGUCAUUCCACCAGAUGCAUCACUCUUCGGAAUAUUACAAUCUUAGUACAGCUUUGAGGCAAGGUGCAAUCCAGGAUUUUGCUACAAUGGGUUUUGACUUAUUACAAGCCACUAUCAUUCCACCGAACAUCUUCCUUGUUCACCGCUAUUUCAAUCUUAUCUACCAGUUUUGGCUGCAUGCAAAUGUGGGUUUAUUAACUAGCAUACUGAACUCAAAUUAUGAUAAUUCGAAGCAUCUGAAGAAGUGCGAUUGUCAAGAAUUUGAUGCUGUUCCAUAUUUGGGACCACUAGAGUACUUCUUCAAUACACCUUCCAGUCAUCGUGUCCAUCAUGGCAGAAAUCCUUACUGUAUUGAUAGGAAUUACGGUGGCACACUAAUUAUUUGGGAUAGAUUAUUUGGUACCUAUGAGCCGGAG
This is a messenger RNA of Cylicostephanus goldi, 431 nucleotides long. NCBI's taxonomy places the organism in Eukaryota, Metazoa, Nematoda, Chromadorea, Rhabditida, Strongylidae. The record is from the annotation of a GenBank genome assembly.